Molecule: messenger RNA, 6621 nt
Organism: Salvelinus sp. IW2-2015
Lineage: Eukaryota; Metazoa; Chordata; Actinopteri; Salmoniformes; Salmonidae
Source: RefSeq, a predicted model, not a curated record
AGAAAGAAACUCGCCUCUUUUAGAAUAGCUGCGGUGCUGGAGUAGUCUACACUCGUCGCCUGAUAGUUCCAGGCAAAACGGAACAUUGACCCUUUUUUAUUUGAUUCGAUUUAAAUCCUCUUCUCAAACAAGAUGUGACUCUUUUCAAAGAACAGACUAAUACCUUUAGAAUAUCCAUGUCGUUCAGGAUAGCCGGGAGAGAGAACGUCAAGGGCUUUUCUACGAAUGGAAGUUAUUUGUUGUGAGUUGUUUUGAAUAUGUUAUUCCGAAGUGAGUUUGUUUUUUGUUUGUCUCCGUUCGUCGUGGACCUUUAAUUUGGAAUCUAUCGACGAAAUCCAGAUCGUCAAGGGAAACCCAGAGCGAGGAUUCUACAAAGCCAGAGAGCUCACAGACCGGGGAUUUAAAUUGUUUGGUGUGCUCCGGGAGAAGCGAGAGUCAAAGAAAGAAAUUCAUGUGGCCAUUCUCUCUUUAGCAAAACAUUUUGGAUUGCAGAAUGAGCAAGGAAAGACCUAAGAGGAAUAUCAUCCAAAAGAAAUACGAUGACAUAGAUGGGAUCCCCUGGUCAGAGGAGAGGGAUGUGAGGAAGGUGCUCUAUCUCUCCCUGAAGGAGUUCAAGACUGCUCAGAAAAGGCAGCUUGGAGAUGGAACCAAAUACACAAAUGGUUCACAUGCCCGCGGCCAGCUCAACGGCUUGGGGCAGAAGGGCCACAAGGCUGACGGGUUGCGGUUGCAGAGCACAAAUGGCAGCAGCGAGUACUCUGAGGAUGGUCCUGCCAAGAAGAGGCCCAGACUGCAAGCGCAGAGGAAGUUUGCCCAGUCUCAGCCCAACUCUCCCAGCACCACGCCGGUCAAGGUGUCUGAUACCGCCCUGCCCGCCCCCUCCGCUCACAUCAGAGACAUCUCCAGACGGAAACCCAAGACUGAGGACUUCCUCACCUUCCUCUGCCUGAGAGGUUACUCCUCCUGGCCAAAUGAAGGUUCGUCAGCGUUGCCCAGUAACAUGGCGUACUUUGGGAGCUCUCAGGAUGAAGAUGAGCUGGAUGAUGAUGAUGAAGAGGAAUACGAGGAUGUGAAGCCAGACAUCAGUGUGGCGUCUACUUCCUGUCAAUCCACGCCCAGGAAGGGCAAACCCCCAGGGAAACAUGCCGUCAACGGCCACGGUACGACAACGUCCUCUUACCUACCUAACCCCGACAGUAAAACUGUCCUCUCUCUCCUUUUCAACAACCUAACCCCAAACUGCCCUGACCAAUCACAACACAGACAUUUAACACUCACCAAUCACGACCACACUACCAAUGGACUGCCUCACAGGAGGGCUGCAGAGGAGCCCCGCAAGCAGGUCUUUAAAGUGAACGGCGUCACACGGGUGUCCCAGCCAGGCGUGCACACGGCCGGUGCCCAAAAAACGAAAGACUUCAGACUGCCGUCCAAAACUGUGAAGGGCCAAGUCACAUACACCAAAGCAAAACGAGAACUGGUCAAGAAAACCAAACUGAACCACCGCAAACACAGCACUGCUGCUUCCCAUAGAGCCAAUAGCAACAAUCACCACCGCCACCAGCGACUCCCCCUCUCCAACUCAGGAAAAGCCCAGAAUAGCAAAGCAAAAACACGCAAACAGGUGUUAUUAUCCAAUGGGGUGUACAAGGUGGCUAACGGGGGCGGUGUGCGCCUCAACGGUCGCCUCUGUGCCAAGCAGGAGGUGGGCAGGCAGGGGCGUGAGGGGCUGAGGAACUCCAAGCGGAGGCUGGAGGUGGCGGUAGCAGCCAUCGGGGCGGUGGCUGACUCCCAGGGUCAGCUGGUCAUCCUGGAGAAUAACCCCAACCCUAAGAAGACAAAACAGCACCAGACCAGCCCUCUGGAAACACGCAGUAAGAAAGCCUGUCAGGACAAGACCUUGGUCCCCAACGGACACAUCGUCAUGGAAACCACCCCUCCCCCGACCCUGCUAGCCCCACCCCCUCCACCGACUCCUCCUGCCACACCACCAGCCAAUCCAGAGCCAGAGCGCCAGCGGCCCAAGCGGGCGUCAGCCGGCAAGCUGAUGUUCAUCAGACAAGCACAGCACCGGGCGCAGGCUGCCUCUAACCCUAACCACACCCACACCCUUAACCGCUCAACUACCUCAGAGUCCCCUGGCCACACCCCCGGGCAUACCCCUCACAAACCAGCAGAGCCCCGACCUGACAGGGAGUGGGAAAGGGAGAAGGAGAGGGCGGAGAGGAGCAGGGCGAGCUGGGCAGCGUUGGGUGAGGCACCAGAGUUCAGUCCCACCCAGCGGGAGUUCCAGGACCCCCUGGUGUACCUGGACUCUGUGCGGGAGGGGGCGGAGCCCUGCGGACUGUGUCGGGUGGUUCCCCCGGCUGACUGGCGCCCAGAGUGCAAACUGAACGAUGAGAUGCGCUUUGUGACCCAGGUGCAGCGCAUCCACAAGCUAGGCCGUCGCUGGGGCCCUAACGUACAGAGGCUAGCCUGCAUCAAGAAGCACCUCAAAUCUCAGGGCAUCACCAUGGAAGACCCACCACUCAUCGGUGGCUGCGAGGUGGACCUGGCUCGGUUCUUCCAGCUGAUUAAUGACAUGGGCGGCAUGCAGCAGGUMAUGGACCUGAAGAAGUGGAGUAAACUGGCUGAUCUGCUGCGGAUCCCCAAGUCAGCCCAGGACCGUCUAGCCAAGCUGCAGGAGUCCUACCUCCAGUACCUGCUGUCGUAUGACUCUCUGUCCCCCGAGGAGCACCGACGCCUGGAGAGGGAGGUGCUGCAGGAGAAGGAGGGCUUGGAACGCCUCAGGGGGCCCCUGGAGGGCCACACAGAGAGGAGCCUGGUCCUGCCGCGCUACGAGCCUAAGAACGGGCUGGCCGGCAGUCUGGUGCAGCGCAGCAACGGUCAGCUGUGCAGCCGGCUGAAGGAGCUGGACACUCAGCAGCUGAAGGUGGGACGCCGGAGGCUGUUCGCUCAGGAAAAGAAUAAUGGGGACAAGACACAGCAGGAUGAAGAGGAGGCGGAUAUGGAGAAAGGCGUUCUCAGUGACCAGCACAAGUGUAUUUACAAGGGGAAAUCUGUAUCUCUCACCAACUUCUUUAGGAUAGCCAGGAACACCAUGACCAUGUGCUUUAACAAAGAGCCCGGUGCUGCUGAAGUCGAGCAAGAAUACUGGAGGAUAGUGGAGCAGAGGCACUGCCAUGUGGCAGUGCAUUAUGGGAAAGUGGACACCAACACACACGGAAGUGGCUUCCCCGUGGGAAAGUCAGAGCCAUUUUCUAAACAUGGAUGGAACCUCACUGUCCUCCCAAAUAAUUCUGGAUCCAUUCUGCGGCAUCUUGGAGCCGUGCCCGGGGUGACCAUUCCCUGGCUGAACAUUGGCAUGGUCUUUUCUACCUCAUGCUGGUCUCGAGCAAACCGCCUUCCAUACAUUGAUUACUUACACAGUGCUGACUGCAUUUGGUAUUCUGUUCCUGCUGAAGAGAAGGUGAAGCUUGACAAGGUGGUUCACACACUGCUGCAGGCCAACGGGACUCCCGGGCUGGAGAUGCUGGAGAAGAACAUCAUGAUCUCUCCGGAGGUGCUUUGUCGAGAGGGUAUCAAGGUCCACCGCACCGUCCAGCAGAGCGGUCAGUUUGUGGUCUGCUUCCCUGGGACCUUUGUGUCCAAGGUCUGCUGUGGCUACAGUGUGUCGGAAACCGUUCACUUUGCCACCCCCCAGUGGAUGAACCUGGGAUACGAGGCUUCUAAGGACCUUAAAUGCCGGCACAUAGCCAAACCCUUCUCCAUGGAGAAGUUACUCUACCAGAUCGCCACGGCCGAAUCCAAACGCGAGAACGGACACCUUCUGACAACAAUCUCCGCUCUUCUCAAAGACCUCAGGAACAUAGAGAUGAGACAACGACAGGAACUGUACGAGGCGGGGCUUCUGUCUUCUGCCCGCUACGGAACACACGACAACAACCUGGUGCCCGGCGACGGACGCAAGAAACCCAGGAAGUGGCUGGCACUAGAGUCCUCAGAGAGACGCUGCCAGACCUGCCAACACCUCUGCUACCUGUCCAUGGUGGUCCAGGAGAAUGAGAACGUCGUCUUCUGUCUGGAGUGUGCUCUGAGAUACGUGGAGAAUCACAAGUCCUGCAGAGGCCUCAAGAUGAUGUAUCGUUAUGAUGAGGAGCAGAUCAACAGCUUGGUGAAGCAGGUGUGUGGCAAGGCCCUGGAGAAGACGACUGAGAAAUGUAAUGCUGCGACCCCCUUUAAACCACCACCCAAACGCGGUCCCCGGAAGAGAGCCACCGUGGAAGUGUCCCUGUCCCGCCUCUCCUCCCACCUGUCUCCCGCAGCCGUCUCAUAAGGACGUUAACACCCCCCACUGCCCCUCCAUCUUAGUUUGGCGAAUCACUGUUGUCCUUUUUAAAGAAAGAAAAAAUAUUUCCAGCUUUUAAUGCCCCAAAUCUCCCCUACCUAUGCCCCUUACCAUGACAAACUACCCCCCCCCCCCCCUUAGUAUGGCAAACUUGUGAAAGCAAACUGUAUUUUUUUGCACUAGCACAGAAAAAACUAUUUCAGUAAAAAUAAUUGGGGGGGGGUUAGUUGAUGUCAUCCUUAGCAUUAAUUGAAAAGUUCACCGGUAAAUGUUGUGCCCCUUGCACUGCCCCCCUCGACACUUUUUGAGGAGAGGGUCAGAUUGGUCUUCCCUAUCCACACUGCAGUCACACCCAUCGCCACCUGUCACUCAACUGUGAACAAAGGGACGAACGGAGAAGGUGCUCCUUUUUUCCUUUUUAUUGAAAGUAGAACCCAAAGUUUGCUCUCGUCUUCAGUUUUUGAAGAUGAGUUGUUUAUAUUCUCCUCUUUUACCUGCAGCAGCUCCUGUUGUUUAGGGUCUGUUGCGCCCUAACCCACGCCAGGUAAAACUUGAAAGGCAGAUGUGUUUUGGCUUGCUUGUUUUUAUUUUGGAUUUUAGCUUUGAUUUUAGUCUUCUGUGUUUAUUUUGUCGGUUUGUUCCUUGGUGGCUGUGGAACUAGCGGUGCCGUGGCUGUAAGUCAGAAAUACAGGCUGGUGUGCCGUAUGUCAGAAACACAGACCUAGGUGCUGUGGCUGUACGUCAGAAAUACAGACCUGGGUGCCGUUGGUCUCUGUGCCCGUAGUAGAAGGGAGGCCUCCUUUGCUAGCGAGUGAAAACUGUGCCUAAUACUCAGCAAGGAGAUCCAUAGUUUUUGGUGCUGUUGGUUAUUAUUACUGUAUAACAAUACAAAAGAAAGGUGAGGUGCUGGCUAACUACUAGCCUCCUCUCCCACAGGUCGGUAGCCUCUACUCUCCUCUCCCACAGGUGCGGUAGCCUCUACUCUCCUCUCCCACAGGGCGGUAGCCUCUACUCUCCUCUCCCACAGGGCGGUAGCCUCUACUCUCCUCUCCCACAGGGAUGAGGUUCAAGGUUUUCAUGUCCCACAGGGUUAGGUUAGGGUUCUAGGCUCUCCUCUCCCGCAGGGUUAAGUUAGGGUUCUAGGCUCUCCUCUCCCAUAGGGUUAAGUUAGGGUUCUAGGCUCUCCUCUCCCACAUGGUUAGGGUUCUAGGCUCUCCUCUCCCACAGGGAUAGGGUUCUAGGCUCUCCUCUCCCACAGGGUUAGGGUUCUAGGCUUUCCUCUUCUAGAUGUGCAAUCAUGUUAACAUUCCAUUCUUCCAGUCCUAUUGUUUCAGCUGUACCAGUAAACAUUAAUUAUUUUAUUAUUAUUUUAUAUUUUUCUUGUGUAUGCGUUCUGAUGUGCGCGUAGAACCACUAGUCAAAGGGUGUAAAAUGUGAAAUAUGGAAAUCCAUGUUCUUUUUUUUGCUUUUGCAUUUUCCCUUUUUCAGAUGUAUUAUGUAUGAUUUUAGGAGUAAGUCCAACACAAAAACAUAAACUUUUGUACAUAAUCCUGUAAAUGUCUUUAAAUACUUGAGCCUUUUCUGGGGUGAAGGAAGGAAUGAUGCCUCUAAAGGUAUUAGUGGAAGCAAGGGAGGAAGUGCUUGAUGAAGAAAAAGCCUUACGUUUCAGUUUCUUCAUGUGUGUGUUUGAUGCUUACAGGGUUGCUCUGGUUACGUGUAUACAUUUAAGUGCUGCUUACAUCAGUGAGAAAGAUAUGGAGUAGCAAUGGCCCCCUAUUUUAUUUUUAUCUUUUAGCUUUACUUUUUUAAAGAAAAGGGAAAAUAUGUUCACAAAAAAAAUGGUUUUAAAUUUUCAUUACUGAAAAUUCAACAAUGUAGUAGCUCCUCAUGUUGCACUGAGCUUGCCAGUGGUGGCUGACAAGGUGAUCCUAUUAUCCAGUUUGUUGGUUGUUGUCCUUUACAGAAGACUGAACUGUUUUAGGAGUAUUUAAUGAAAACCAAGUUGGGUGUUUUCCACAGAAAGUGGUUGUCAAGUUUUUAUGGCCUUACAAUGUAUUUUAUUCAGAUUCUUUUUUUUUUUUUUGCAUUUUCUUUUUCUACAGUAUAAACUAUUGCUCACGGUCUGGCAAGUUAAUUUAUUAGCGAUGCGUCUCCAGCUUUCCUUCCAUUUGGAAAGAUUUCAUGUUGGUUAUAUUGCCAGUUUUUUUACUUUUGCAGUUUGUACUAAAAGUUUAAUAAAAACGUACAGACAAUUCACUGUCUUUUCUUUUGAA